Molecule: messenger RNA, 1241 nt
Organism: Prorocentrum cordatum
Lineage: Eukaryota; Dinophyceae; Prorocentrales; Prorocentraceae
Source: the annotation of a GenBank genome assembly
AGCGACCGUGGCCCACGGCGCAUCGCCAGAACACCGUUCCGCUCGCGCCGCGCGAGGACGUCUGGGCCCUCCCCCCCUCGACCAGCGACCAUAGCCCACGGCGCAUCGCCAGAACACCGUUCCGCUCGCGCCGCGCGAGGAUGUCUGGGCCUCCCCCCCCUCGACCGCGCCACCCCCGCCCUGCCCGCGGUCGCCCCUCCCCGCAGCGCGUCGCCGGCCCCUCUCAGGAGCGGCUCGCCGCCAUGGAGCAGAGCAUCUCCGGCCUGCAGGAGGGCCUGAGGCCGAAGCUCGAGGCCGCCCAGGUAUACUCGAGGGAUGACACAGACCGCAUGCUGAAGGAUUUCUACUGCAAGGGGGAGAUGGACGCGCAGAUCUCGCGGAUAUGGUGGCGCCUCGGGGAAGGCAAGACGAGCCUGUCCCAGCGCGCGAUGGCCCGGUGAGAGGGGCGCCGCGCGGAAUCCCGGUUGGGAGGCGGACAAGUGGGGGCGGACAGGCCAUCGGUGUGUAUGCUAUCCUGGCCAAGCCAGCAGGGUUUAUGCACCGAUCCCAGGCCUUGCCAGGGUCGGUGUAGGUUAUAUAGUUUCCGCCCUCCUCAUGGAGUGCGGACUUCGGGCUGGCUGUUCGCCGCAUGAUCGGCGGAGGGUUAGUCUCACCGUUGUUGGAUGCUGGCGCGCCCCGCGAAAGCAGUCCUGACCAUGUUGGGGGGAGGCGUGUUGGGGCUGCGAGGUUCUGCCCAAGCCUCCUCCGAGCCCGCCCCGGGCCCCCUUCUUGAGCAGCCUGCGCCUCGUCUUCCUCCGCCAGCCUUUCUCGACGACAUGAGGACAUGAUUGAUCUCGUCGUACCAUCAAACUGGGUCCACAGCGCCGAUGUUUUUCCAGUCGCCAGAUGCAGUUUUGGCCUCCUCGGCGCUGUUUGAGCCACCCUACCGCCAGUUCGCAUGAGCAAGUUGUGCGUGUGCCGAAUUCAAGGCAACGCUGUCGUCUUUACCUGCGGCGUUGGUAGGGCAUGCGCUGUCAACAUGGCUCCCCUCACUGAGGUCGCCCCUUGAGGUGCCAAGAUUUUACUGGGUGCUGCUGGUAAAGCUGUGCGGCGAAGAUUGCUGCAACACCCACGAAGGAAAAUCGGCUUACAUCGAGUCAUCGGCCUCUCCUCACCGUGCUCUCGUUGGCCCUCGCGUGUGGACGGCGCCCGUGGAUAGUGAAAUGUGAGAGCGUUGUCUGCUCUGUCACCUCUCUUUCUCU